CAAAAGGCUAUGAGAUAUUGAUUUCCUGUUGUUUUCCUGUUUUGUGCAAUUGUCUCCUGCUUUAAAUGACCAACAGAUGUACCAUUUCCUCUAAAUACAUGUAGUGUUUUCAUUGGCAAUUUACUGCUGUUUUAGAACUGUAUUACUUUAUAUCUAAAGGCUUUCAUUGUUGGAAACUGGGUCACUUCAAGGUUCAUCCCAAUCUUCUCACAUGCAAAAAAUGGCUGACACCACAGUGGCAGUCCGCAGAAAUUAUUGGAAAUUUUGUUUGGUGAGCUUUUUUCAUUUCAAUGUAUUGAAAAAAAAUCUUGGAUGUGGUUUUACCCUCAAGAAGUGCUUGAUUCAUCAUACUAGUAUCAGAAUAGGGUGAUUUUUCUGAAAAAAAGCAAAUUUUUUUUUUCAUGGGUUCCAUUAAAAAAGCUCACAGAAAAAUCGCUUACAUACACGUACCAAAUGAAGAUGUGUGUGGUAAGAUUUAAUCUUUUGUUUGAAGUAAUGAAAUCAGAAUUAAUAUUUUGAAACUGGUUUAUAAUUAUUGUGAAGUGAACCUAGCUUUACUGAAUAAUUUUCAAGCCAUACUUUAAAGUGUAACUAAGAGUUACUCUACUGAUUCAUGUUUUUUUUUUCCACAAUUGGUAUUGUAUUUUCAGCCUGGCUGUCUUUAAGCUGAACCAGUUUAUUGUCUAGUUGAUACUGCAGUUCAAAUUUUUACUUUUUUAUCUGGUAAAUGAACCACUUACUGAACCAGUUACUCUAACAAAGGGCUAACGCUUGAAACAUCAGCUUUUAAACUCUCUACGUUGAUCAAUUAAUGUCAUCAACUCAGUUGAUAAUGCUAAAUUAUCCUGUUAUACUCUCCCAUCAACACAGCACCACAGUUUCUUUAGAAACUUAACCCCUUUAUUCAGUUACUGUAUACAGCCAUGUACAUACUUAACAACCACAAGUAAUAUAUACAUGAAACAUGACUUGUACUUGGAUGUACAUGUUUAUUCAUUCAGAUUUCAUAAUAUUUAAAAGGAUGUUUCAAAUCUCCUAAGCUCAACUCCUUUGUACAGCUAGAGUACUCUGAUUUCAGUAAAAACAAGGCUAUUAUUUGGGAUUGUUGCUUUUCCUCCAUAUUUCAAUGGUUGAACUGCAUAAGAAAACUGUAAAAAUCUUUGCCACCCUAAGCAUAAAAAAAUAAUUUUAACUGGGUCUGAAUUGUACAUGAUUUUGCAGAUUUUGUUACAGUUUCUAGACAGGUGAAGUUUGAUAUGCUAAUUGCAAUUUGGUAAUUGGAAAAAAAAAAAACUUGUGGCUAACUUUACUCAUUUUUGAGCUGCAAGCAUGUAAAACUAAAAUUAAAGGUGUUUCUUAAAGGAUGUUGGUUUGCUUGUAUUGGUAACCUUAUUUGACCAAAGAAGGAUCUCAACUUGCUGAAAAUAAAUUAUUUGGCAUUCUUUUGAAUACCAUUCCUAAGGAAGUCCUGUAUAGAAAAAAGUGAAAUUCUUGUUUGCCAUUGUAACCAAUGCAGAAGUGCACUUCUCACUGUAGUAUGGUACACAAAUUAUUACUUCUGAAGCUGUUGAUUCAACAUUUUUAUGUAGUAAACUAGAAAGUAAGUUAAUGAAAGUAAAAUUAAGUAAUAGUUAUUUUUGUGUGUAUACACAUUUAUGCUGCAAACAGGAACAGUAUGGAAACAGGAAUUCAAUAGGAGAUAGAUUGUGGAGAAGUGCUGAAAUGGAGGUAAUGUAAUGCUAAUUGGUGUAACAUCAUUGAAAUGUGAAGUGUCUUUUUCAUUGUAAGAAAGAAAAAGGUAUAUAAUUUUAUUAAAAAUUAAUUUUUGGUUAUUAACUUCAUCGUAGAAACAGAUGGAAUAUUUAAGUAGUUUUCGUUUAACUUCAAAGAGACUUUUUCCGCUCCUUUGUGUCCUUAUUCAAAUAUUGCGAUAUGUGUAACAAUGGAACCUCACACCAGUUCAUAUUUAAAGACGGAUGGUAAAACUAAGAUACAAGACUAAGAAUUUUCUCUAAUUUAACAGCUUUAUAUGGACACAAAUAAUUGAUAAAUUUGUAUUGAACUUGUUGAAAUGGUGCAACAUAUUUUAGACAUUUAUUCUAUCUGAACUUUUCCUUUAUAUGUUCUGUAUCUAUAACCCUUCUCUAAGUAUUACAAGUCUAAGUCUAACAUCUUACUGACCUUUGAUUGGUGAGCAAAAGUAGCAUGAUAAAUAAUAACAUCUGAAUAUAAUUUUUUUAUUUUUCAUGCAAGGAUUUGUCAAUAGAUAAGCUGAAGAAAAUUAAGAAACUUUGAGAGGAAAAUGCGAUUUGCAUUGUUUCAGCAUGAGUUGAAUCUCUAGUUAGACUCUCAGUCUUUUGCGUCCCUUUCCCAUACUUGUAUUGCUUACUGAUUAACUAUGUAAUAUCUCAUCUUAACUGAGGGAAUGGUCAGAGUAACUUAAGAAUAAUUUAUGAAAUAGUAGACUUGAUACUAUGAGCGCUAACCUGUCAGGCAAAAGCCAUCUAAGAAAUGAUACCAUGUUGAUGCAGCAACUACAUUGUUUUGAUGAGUAAGGGAGAUAAAACCGCAAUUAGAUUUUUGCUUAUAAAGUUAAUUGUGUUCUUUGGUUCAUGCCUCUACUUAACACAUAUUUCAUUUUAACUACUGUGCACCCAGUAAUAUUUUUAUUCUUAUCCUGAACAUCCAUGAGAAGAUCAGAUCUCUGUAUACAAUAUCAGAAUGAUUGAAAUGGAAAUUUCAUUGAUAACUUAAAUGACAAUGUAACAUGCUACACCUAUUCCAUUUAACAGUUUAUCAUGAGCCACAACAUGCAAAUGACUAAAUGUAAGUUAAUUUUAGUGUUGUCUGCAGAGCUCUCCAUAACAGUGAUGGGCAAAGUGCCACUUUAACAAAUAGGUUGAUUAAAAAAAAAAUUAUUUAUUAUCAUCGUAAACCCUUUAACUCCCAGAAGUGAUUAACAUGAAACUUCUCCCUAUAAUAUCCAUACAUCAUCCAGCAAAAGGCACAUGAGAAUACCCAAACUUAUCAGGGGAAAGUUGUUACUGUGAUCUAAUACCAAAUUUGCUUACCUUAUUUGUCAGGAAUUGUGUAAAAGCUGGAGGGGUAGAAUAAACAGUCAGAUCUUGGGAGUUAAAGGGUUAAUUAUAAUUCAUGGGGGAAUUAUUUAGUGUUUUAAAGGUGACAUCCAUCAAAUAAUGAAAUAAUGAUGAUUUUUGUGAUAAUGAUAAAACACUCAUUUACUUGAACUAACUUGAAAUUUGUUAGUAAUGUCUGAUAGGAUAAUGACAUGUAUGCUUGAAUUCUAAAAAUGGUUUGUAAUACAACUGUAAAGUCAAUUCCUAACUACAGCUGCUGUCUUAAAAUUUUUGCUUUAGAAGAAUGUAUCAAUCUACAAAAGAACAAUGUAAAUUGUAUUCGUAUUUUUAUCUGUUACAAUAACUAAACUUAACUUCAUGCAGUUACAGAAGAAUAUGCAAUUCCUUAUUACCAACAAUGUCUAGAUGUCAUGUUGCAUGUUUUCCGUAAACUGCUGGUGAUAAAACAUUUAAUAAUUACUAAACAAUUGAUUUAUCUCUCUUCAUGAAUUAGCUAUUAAAUAUAUCUGUGUGUACUUUUGUCAACUGAAAAUAACUUUUUCACUGCAUUUUAUCACAGUUUCUUCAUCUGUUGUAAGUUAUUAUUUUUUAGUGAAUUUGAAAAAUUUCAUCUGUUAAUAAUGUAUUUUAUUUUAUUAACCUUCCCUUAUAUGUAAAAGAAGGGUUUGAUGCCAUUUUGGACUAAAGAAAUGGCAUUUGCACCAGCAUGCAUACAAAUUUCUCCAAACAUGUCACCAUGCAAAAAAUGUCAUUUUGUUGUGUUUAGAAAUUUUGAUACUGCAUGGCUUUAGCAUCAAUACUUUCUGCUGUUGCAUGGAGUAUUUAUAGUGAUGCACUUAAAGGAGAAAUAUGUACUGCCGAUUUCAGGCCAGAUGAGGUGUAACACCCAACAACAAUUCCUUUUUGACUGAAUGCUUUUGCAUAUUUCCUUUACUAGAAUCUACACGUUAAUGAUGACCACAAUGCAUUUGUAAUUCCUGGCUUGAAUUAUCCACAAUCAUGCAACUCAAAUGAUGAUGGUUUGCCGCAAGAACAACAGUCGUCAAGGGAAUGGGUCCUGGAGUGGAACAGAAAAAGUGACACCAGCGAGGUUGAGCACUAUCUUCAGCAGAUGCAGAGGUCAAAUAGCUCAUCAGCCCCUGAAACAAACUCAGAUUCGCCAUCAGGGAGUUUUGCUCGUAGUAGCUCAUUGCCAAGAACAGCAGGUCUGGAAGAGGAACAGAUGGAAAGUGAGCCAUUUGAAAUCCAGAAUUUGUCACGUUCACCAAGCAAGAAACUCAUGGAAAUGAGGCAGACCAGGGGUGAGGUGACAUCCGAUGAAGGGAUCGCAGAUGAUGGCAGAGGAGCAGGUCAAGUCUUUGUAAGUUUGAGCUACAGUGUACUUUGGUUUAGCAAAAUUGGGAGUUCAUGACAAUAGCAAAUGAUAACAAUUUUUGAGCUUUCAAUCUGAAAUUUCUUUUUGAAUGCUUGGCUUUCAAAGUACAUGUACUUCACAACAAGUCUCAAAAUUGUUUUUUAGCUGGUGCCAAUCAAGUUAUCCAGUCAAACUUAUUUUUGCUUGGAUAUGAGGCACUUUUGGCUCGACAAACAUCAAUUACUGUACAUCAUAUCUCAAGAAAUCCCAUCCUCUUUAUAAAACAAGUAUUUUUGCUACACUUUUAUUGUACAUGCAGUCUCAAGUUCAAUGCAGGAAAAAUUGAUACAGUGGUAUUUCAAACCUGAACUUAGCUUGGAAUUAAAUUUUUCUUUAAGUUUACAGACAAUAGGACAAAAUGUCCUGCCAUCCAAAAAGUUGAGUGGACAAAACCUGUAUUUGAGCAGACAUUGUCCACUGACCAAUGUACCAGUCUUGAUGUGUUUAAACAUUUUUUUUUUUAAGGCUCAAGAUGAUGAUGUGGAGGACAUGAUGGAAUAUGCAACAUCAGGUGAAUUUGUCUUAUAGUGUAUUUCUGUGGAAAGUUAUUUUUUUCAUCAUAAAAUGUUUAGAAAAUCUUAAGUAAGUUUAGUAAGUUUUUUUAUGGAAUGUUGAACAGUACUUUGCCCUCCAAAACCCUGGCCCAGACUUCACAUAUGUAAAACAUUAAUUUUUAAGAGGUUUGUAAAGGAGUUCCAGCUGACCUCAUCUGUAACCUAUUACUGAACAAACACACAGCAGUAUGGCAUCUAAUUGUAAAAAAGGUAACAUGUAGCAAACAGUUGCCACAAUGAUGCCUUAAAGGACUUUAAGUUGGCCUCUCCAAACUUUCUGAAUAGUUGACAAAUUGAUUAUUUUCUUUCAAUUUGUGGUUGGAGGAUUUGUUUAAAAGAAAGGGUUGUGGGAUGUCAAGUUCUACAGUACAAUUGUAAUGGCCUCUCUUAUAACCAAACCUUGGACUCUUUCAGCCCUUAAAAGUAACUGUCAGAUUUUUUUAUCUACACGUCUUAGCCUUCAACAGUGACAACUUGCACCCUCUCUCCCAUUGAUUGUUGUGGUACAAUAUCCCUUAUAAACAUUUGCGUUUCUCCUUCUUGUCAGAUGAGGAUGAAACCUACAUGUAUACCAACUUUCUCAAGACAAGAACUUGUUACGACAUCAUGCCGAAAAGCUCCAAGAUUGUAGUGUUUGAUACCAAGCUAAGGGUGAGCUAAGUCACUUGAUAGUACUGCACUGUUGUUGCGUCUGUCUUACUGUUGAAAUGUCAUUGAAAUGUUUGUCUGUUGUCUUAAGCUGCAUUUAAUAUUUUAUAAUUAAUUUUUAAAUUUUAUUUGCAUUAGGUUAAGAAAGCAUUUUUUGGACUGGUUGCCAAUGGUAAGCACUCUACGAACAACUUUGUUUGAAAUAUGUGCAUUAUUAAUGUCUAGUCUCUCAGCUUAUUCACAUGGCUUAUGCCCUAAGUACCAGAAUGUUUAAGUCAUGAGACAAGAUUAAACUAUUUGCUGGAUGUCAAAUGUUUUGUUUGUAUUUUUCUGUUAGGUGUUAGAUCUGCACCUCUCUGGGACAGUGAAAAACAUACCUUUGUUGGUAAGUGGACCCAACCAGAUCCAGACCUCCCUCUGUUUUCUCUCUACUGCUUCUUUUAAGCUAUUUAUUAUUUCACACUGAUUUUGCAUGGUUUACUUGUACUGUUUUAAUUGCUGAAAACUUGGAACAGGCUGCAGUAAAACCCUGCUAAUUCAAACUCCCCAGGGAAACAAAAAAAUGGUUUGAGGUUGUCAGGGGUUUGAGUUAGCUAGUAAAUGACUGAAAAAACAGGAUCAAGGGAAAUUGGAACUUUUUCGAGGUCAAUCAAAAACUAUAAAAAAAUUCUUGAAUGUGAUUAGUUAUUACCAGCCUGAUUUGAGCUCUAAUAGGACAGUGUACGUGUCAUGCUUGUAAUUGGACAGUGUCAUAGGAGAGUUAAAGGGAGAGUUAACACUCCAUGGCUGUGUGAGUGGACAGAACAUGUCAUGUGCUGGCAUUGUUGUCUCACAUUUUGCUAAGUUACCUUUUUUUUUUUUUAUGAAAACAUAAAGCUGAAGCCUAGUUUGACCUAGUUUCUUUCUUGAAUUUUGUCAUAGUUUUGAUUAAUUGGUAACAGGACUUUGUGUCAUCAAUUCUCUCUGUAACCAAACAAGUGAUUAAAAAAUCUGACUCCCGCCUUGCAGUUACCCGAUUUUGUUAAUCAGUUGUAUGAUUACAGACCAAAUUGGACUCCAUUACUAACAGGACUUUGUGUCAUCAAUUCUGUCUUUUGUGUUCUACUGUAUUUAUGUACAAAUGGACAACAUGGAGAACAUUCUUUGUUACAAAGUUAAUGUGUUCUGCUCUGGUUUGCAGGAAUGCUUACUAUUUCAGACUUUAUCAACAUUCUUCGGCACUAUUACAAGUCACCAUUGGUAAGAGCUGUAUUGAAUUAAUAGGUGCUGGUUAUACUAUAGUGUGCAUAAGGCAUGUGUUGCACAGAAGUAAUAGUUUUAAUCUAAAGUCAAUAACCUUUUGUUAUUCUUCAGGUCCAAAUAGAUGAAUUAGAGGAAUAUGAUAUUCAAGCUUUUCGAGGUAACCCUUAAACUCCCAUGAGUGAUCCAUACAGAAUUUCUCCUUACAAUAUUAAUACACUAUCAAGCAGACAAGCAAUGAGAAUAAAGAACAAUAUGAACAAGGGGAUUAUUAGUUGAUCCAAUACCAAAUUCUAUAUAAGAACAUCUUAAGAAUUGUAUGGCAGACAGUAAGGAGAAUCACUUUUUAAAAUAAAUGAGAUCUUAGGAGUCUUCAAGCAUUAGCUCUUCAGAAGUAUCAGCUUUGGGGACGCUCUACAGUGGCCAAGUUACAUUUACUUAUCAACUCAGUUGGUAAAACCAAAUUAUCCUGUUGUACCUCCGCCAAUGUAACACCACAGAUUUUUAGAAACUCACCCUGUUUGUCAUCACAUAUCUUUUACAACUGUGGUUGCAAUAUUAUUGUUCAUAACUUCUGGUUUCUGAUGCCUUUUUUUUUCUGUGAAGAUUAUGAUGAUUCCAACUUGAGGCCUGAGUUGAUUCAAAUAUCACCGAUGCAGAGGUACUGACAAUAAUGAUCUCCGAGUAAAGAAAGACUAAUAUUAUUUCAAAGUUAGUGGGCUACAUAUGCACCUGAAGUAAGUUGUGGUUUAACAUUAUUUUACAGUCUACUUGAUGCUGUCAAGACAUUGGUGGAGCAUAAAAUCCAUCGACUUCCUGUACUUGAUCCUGUAACAGGAAAUGCUCUUUAUAUCCUGACCCACAAGAGAAUCCUGCGAUUCAUGUUUUCAUCGGUAAGAUUAAAAGGUUGAGAUGUACAGUAGCUUUAAGAACACAGCAGUCAAACGUCUGCACGUGUACGAUUGUUUAAGUGGCUAGGUGGUGUGCAUUCAGGCUUUCAGACUCAUGUAGCCUCACUAGACAUAUAAAUGACCUUGCAAGCCAUGGUGUUUUAUACCGGUAUAACUUUUUGACAAAGCUAAAAAAAAAACCAACAAAAACAGGGUUAAUCAUCAAGAAACCCAUAGCUGAAUAAUCUUUGCAUAUUUACCAAAUGCAUGCCUAUAAUAUAAUGUGAUAGAGACUUACUGGGUUGACUGUUAGGAAUGCUGUGGGGUUUGUUUCCGAGUUUUAGGAAGGGUGUGGUGGAAAAUUGAAAUAAGGAGAUGGUUUGGCUUGUUUAGAAGAGCUACUAAUGUUUUAUCCAGUGCUCAGUGUAAAGUAAUUGGAUUUGUUAGUAGUAAGCUAAAUUUUAACAACUUGUAUUCAAAUAAGUGCAUGACUUUUUGUUGACAGUUGACACAAACCAGUCCACCAGAGUUCAUGAAUAACACACUUAAAGAACUUGGAAUUGGAACGCACCAUGAUGUAGCUGUGGUAGGUAUUCAUAGUGUAAAUGGUUAUGGCUGCAUCACAUUACAAUAGAAUUUCUCCCUGUUUGUUUUGUUGGGGUAUAUGAGGUCAUGAUGAUUUUCAUCACAAUGGAAGUGAAAAAGGAAAGCGAGCAUGUUAGUCCUGAUCAGAAUCUAGACACCAUGACAGAAGGGCCUCUUAAACUCAGAUACAAGUGGAUACUUUGUUGCUGUUAUCUCUGUUUUACAUUAAGGGUUAAUACUUGCUCAAGACUUAGCAAUUACUAUUGAAAUUUCUGACCCCUUCUGAUUACUUACCUUGGUCUUUUAAUAUGAUGCAUACAUAUACUCAAUGUUAUCCUACUUGCUAUUCCUAUUUUUCUGUCAUCUUUCUUAACAUUGACAAACAAUCCUUAGAUAUGCUGGUCUUUAGUUUGGCUGUAUCAUUUCUUAGAGAGCCAGCAUGUGACAAUGAGGGCAGUGAGAGAAAAAUUUUGUGUUUCUGUGGCUCUCGUUUUGCUGGUGCUGUGGACAAUGAUCCAAGAGAAUUAGAAAGUCUAUGCUUUUAUCUUUAAAUGUGAGUAAUUUUAUUUCUUAGAUAUCUCCUGAGACUCCACUGAUAACAGCCUUCCAUAUGUUUUCUGAAAAGAGAGUUUCUGCUUUACCAGUGGUUGACGAGAGUGGUAUGAUUUGUUUUCUCUGUUCACUUCUUAAGAUUUCAUUCUUGAGGAAAGUUAAACUAAGGAAACAAAGACAAGCUGAAGUCAAGAAUUUUCUUAAAAAGAGUGAUGCAAAAUUCUUUGAAAAGCAUUUAUUCUCAGUUGUAGUACUGUGGUACUGUAAUUAAUGUAAUAACCAAGCCUGUUCAGUCAACAUUUGCUUGAUAUACUUUUUGUCACUUUGGUAACUUAAGAAAGACUUUAGACUAAGAGUAGGGGUGUCUCCUUAAAUAUUGAAGAGAAUUUUUUCAUGUGAUAAUUGCAAUUCUUCAGUAAUUGACAUCAUUCUCAAGUGAACUUUGAAACUUGAGGUGUAAUUUGAACCUUAUUUCAAUGUUCUUUACUUUUAUUUCAGGGGUUGUAGUUGAUAUUUAUGCAAGAUUUGAUGUUAUUGUAAGUAUUCAACAAUUUUAAAUCAAAAUAGAUUAGUAUUCAAUUGAUUGUUGAAGUGGUUUGGUCAACCAAAGAUGAUUGUAUUUUCUUUGUAGAAUUUGGCUGCUGAGAAAACUUACAAUAACCUGGAUAUUACUGUAAAGAAGGCACUUGAGCACAGAGCAGAUGUAAGUCUGGUGUGAUAAAUGGAAUAGCAAAAUAUCCAAGCAUUCCUAAAUGUUAUCAUUUUACUGUUAACCCUUUCCCUCCCACAAGUGACCAAGAGAGAGUUUCUCCUUACAAUAUUAAUACAAUAUCAAGCAGGUAGGUGAUGAGAAUAGAUAAGAAUCUCAAUUAUGGGAUUAUUAGUUGAUCCAAUACCAAAUUCUCUGAACUAACAUCUUAAGAAUUGUAUGGCAGAUAGUAAGGAGAAUUACUAAUUAGAUCUUGGGAGUGAAAGGGUUAAACAAUGCACUUUUAAUUAAUCUUUUGACUCCUAAAGAGUGACUAGCAUCUAAUUUCCCUCAACAAUAUCCCAGAAUCAAACAUUUAGGUCAUGGGAAAUGAUCAUCAACCAGGGAAGCUCUUGAUUGCGAAACAAAUUUUCCUUGUCAGCACCUAAGGAAAUGGAGUUAUGGCAGUAUGAAAAAUAUGCAUACUGUUUUUAGAUGUGUAAAAGGUUAAUAUGAAUGUUGAAAGUAAUCCUUGACUGUGUUGUUUUUGCUUGACUGUGCUAUGUGAUUUAUGUAGAAAACCUGUACCACCUUUUCAACAGAUCAGGUACAAAUCUGAAACCAAUGGCCACCUGCUCGUUUGUAUUUUCCUGCCCUGCUUAAGACAUUUUGAUUCAGGCAUUUUUAACAUGAUACUAGGGCAAUUUUCCUUACAAAGGAAGUUCACUGAACUGAAGCUGACUCUGUAGACUAAAUGUCUCUUGGCCAUUACCGAUUUCAGUCAAUCAUAAUGAUGCAAUAAAGUUGUUCAAACAAUAUUUUCUUUGUUGCAGGGAUUUGAAGGAGUCCAUACAUGUUGCUUGGAUGAAACACUACACACCAUAAUUGACAGACUAACUGAUGCAGGGGUAGGCAACAUAGUGGCUUGCAUAGCUGGAGGUGUUAUGUACUCCAGUGUGGUGGCUAGCAUUUGCCAUGUGACAAUAAUAGUUUUGAAUGUUUUUGUUUUUUUUUUUUUCUUCAGGCCUCUUUGCUGCUCAUCAUUUAGCGCACUUAACCCUGCCAGCUGCUCAGUUUAGAAAGAUAGUAUAAACUGCUAGGCUGUUCAGUAUAUAGUCUCCUUAGCUAUUGCCUAGGCCAGUCACUUACAAUGCUUUUGGGAUUUGCAAUCAAAAUGCAUUCUAGUCUGUGAUUUUUUUUAAAUUUAAGAAACUCUCUAACAGUGUUUUUGAUAUCUUUGCUUCUAGGUUCAUCGUCUUGUAAUUGUUGAUAAAGAAGGUCACUGCAUUGGGGUGUUAUCUCUGUCAGAUAUUCUUAAGUUUUUGGUGUUGAGACCUUUGCAGGGAACAUGUAAGUAUGCAGUUUGUUCCCCUUUUUCAUUUCUUUGUUUUUUUCUAUUUCUUUAGUUUGUUUACUCCUUGGCUUUACCUUGUCGUUUGGUUUUUCAUUUCUUUGUUUUGUCAUCCUUUCUUCUGUUCCUUUGACUCUCUUUCAUCUUCAUUUAAUUUUUUUCUUUUUUUUCUUUGUGAUCCUUAUUAACUCAUUGCUUCCUUGCCGGCUUUCUGUCUUGUUCCUGGUUUAUUUCCCCUUUGUCUUUUUUCUUUCUCAUCAUCUCUUGGUCCUGGGUGUUCACUCGUUCAUAUGCCUCCUUGGGAACUGCAAUUGUUACACCAGGUGCUGCUGUAGUGCCCCGCUUAUGCAGAGUAAAUUUGCUUGAAGAUCUUUUAGUUAAUUCAGAUUAUGCUUUUCUAUUUUUCUUAUAAGUAGCUUGGAAUUCUUUUCAUUUUUGUUGCCUUUUCUUUGUUCCUCUUCUUAUAUCUUUGUUUUUUUUUUUUACAACUGGAUUGCAAACCCCUCCCUACAUCACAACUUUAUCUUGAUAAUGCUAUUCAUUUCCUCACAGCAUUCAGUAAUCACGCCCCUGGGCCUAUGGAAUAAUCAGCUUGGUGCUGAUUACAUAAAAAAAUACAGCAGUUAUCAAUGUAGCAGAGGAGUUGGUGGGAGACAAAUCUGUCAGGAAAGAUAAUGGGCAAAAAAUGCUUAAUUUACCAAGUUACAUGCUAUCACCUGAUUCCAAGUUGAUCAAAUCCUCUGGAAAGGAAAACCAGGGCAUUUACUACAUCUACUUGACUUUUGUUAGUAUAAUUGACCCAAGAAGUGCGUUCUUCAUCCACUGUUCUUCAACAGUGGAGGAAAGAGAGACAUAUUAGGUAGAUGGCAAAAAUAGAAAUGGUUUUGAAGAAGGAUUGGGAUCUUGUAGUUUGGAAAUAGGUUAAGUUAAGGGAAUUUUAUACUUUUAGCAAACUUUUGUGACUUUUAUUUGAGGUUAAGGUAUUGUAUGUAUUAAUUAAGAAGGGUUGAAGCAGGUUUUCUUUAUUUCAUUAAGCAUGCAAGUUAUCAUGGGCUUGGUCCAUGAAACUUCAAGGAAUCAUGAUGGAUAACUAUCAUUCCUUUUCAUCUUAACUAAGUUGACUUAAAUCCCUUGCUUUCUGCAUUUCUGUCUCUCUGUCGGUGGAGACUGGGGUCACUUCCAGUUACUGACCAAUGCUUUAAAGGAUAGAGGAAGGUAAUUCAGUCAGAUUGUUUUGGCCAUAAUUUGCUCUCUUAUUGCCGUAACAACUGUAUAUCCUCUUUCUUUCCCAAAAAAAUUCUCAAAUGAAAAGAUGUUGAAUAUUUUUACAUCCAUUUAUGGGCAAGUAGUACUAUUUGUAUCUGGACCAUUUAUAUUUUAAGCUGUCAGUAGUUUAUCUUGAUCUUUUGAGGAAAGUUCUUGAAAGAGCAUUGAUGCUGAUGUAUAUGGGAUCCCUGCAUGUGCAUGUCUCUUUCAAGACAGCUUUCUCAACAAGUGGAUUUUUAGUUUCUUUCGAAUAAAUUCCUUAUUAAUUACGUGAGGCAAUUUUUCUUGUUUUGCUUUAUUAUUCCACUUUGUAGAGUUUUGAUAAAGGUUUUAAUCAAAAUAAAUUUCAGGUCAGG
Messenger RNA from Pocillopora meandrina, 12641 nucleotides. Lineage: Eukaryota; Metazoa; Cnidaria; Anthozoa; Scleractinia; Pocilloporidae. The record is from the annotation of a GenBank genome assembly.